Molecule: messenger RNA, 2332 nt
Organism: Microcebus murinus (gray mouse lemur)
Lineage: Eukaryota; Metazoa; Chordata; Mammalia; Primates; Cheirogaleidae
Product: tripartite motif-containing protein 60-like
Molecular function (GO): zinc ion binding; protein binding
Source: RefSeq, a predicted model, not a curated record
CUCGAACUCCUGACCUUGACCCAUCCUCCCUCUUCGGCCUCUCAGUGCUGGGAUUACAGGCGCCUGGCCUGGGCGAAGCUUCUAAAGCAGCCGGAAAUCAGUACUUCGGGCCCUCCAGCGGCUCACCGGAAGGAGAGCUCUGGAAAGACCGCGUGGGCCAGCCCACGAUCAGGUGACGCCCUCAGGGGCUGCACGCUCCGGCCGCCAGGCCCCAGGGCCACUGAGCAUGCGCAGGCGCUUCCCGCCCACCGCCGCGCAGGCGCCCUGCAUCUCGUGGCGGGACGCCGCGCGGGGAGAGCCUGUCCGGUAGGGCGUGUGCGGGUCCUGUGCGUCCACAGCCUCCGGCCAGCGCCGCUCGUCCACUUCGCCUGUGAAAGGAUACAAAGCAAAAUCAGCUAAGAGGUGAAGUCUGGAGGAAACCAAGCUAAGCUUCCGGAAGUCCUCUCUCAGUGUUCUGAAGGAAAAGAGGUCAUUGCUUUGUCUCAGCAUUGGUGAAGGUGGUAUUCUCUGGAUCUCUGCAUUGUAAAGCUCAAUGGAGUUUGAGGCAGCCCUGGUGGACCUCCAAGAGGAGUCCAGCUGUCCCAUCUGCCUGGAGUACUUGAAAGACCCAGUGACCAUCGGCUGUGGGCACAACUUCUGUCACUCCUGCCUCAGUGUGUCCUGGAAGGAUCUAGACGAUGCCUUUCCCUGUCCUGUCUGUCAUUUUAGCUUUCCAUACGGGAACUUCAAGAGGAACCCUCAGCUUCGUGAUUUGACUGAAAUAGCUAAGCAGCUGCAGGUCAGAAGGAGCAAGAGGAAGAGGCAGAACGAGCAUGCCGUGUGUGAAAAGCACAAUCAGUUUCUGACCCUUUUCUGUCUGAAAGACCUGGAGAUCUUAUGUACACAGUGCAGUUUCUCCGCUGAGCACCGGAAGCACUACAUUAGCCCCAUUGGCAAAGCUGCCUCUUACCACCGAGAAACUCUACAAUGCAGUGUUGAGCCCUUGAAGAAGAAUAUAGAACGAAUUGAAAAAGUGAUAGCUCUGCAAGGCAGCAAGUCAGCGGAGCUUAAAAAGCAGGUAGAAUAUAGGAGAGAAGAAAUCAAUUCUGAAUUUGAGGAAAUUAGACUGUUUUUACAGAAUGAGCAGGAGAGUGUUCUUAGGCAGGUACAAGAUGAAGAGAUGGACAUUUUAACAAAGCUAAAUGAAAACCAUGAAACAUUUUCACAUGAUGUUUCCACAGUAAAGCAUCUUCUGAGGGAGAUAGAAGGCACAUGUGUACAGUCAGACACGGAAUUACUGGCGUGUGUUAAGAGUAUCCACCACAGGUAUCAAAACCUGAAAUACCCUGAAACCUUUUCAUUUAGUUUAACAAAAUAUGGUUUCAGACUUCCUCCCCAGUAUUCUGGCUUGGACAGAAUUAUCAAGCCAUUUCAAGUAGAUGUGAUUCUAGAUGUCGACACAGCACAUCCUCAACUCAUUGUCUCUAAGGAUAGAAAAGCUGUGCGGUAUAGAAGAACAAAAGAAAAAGAUGGUUGUAACGCCAGGAGAUUUGCUCUUUGCCCUGCUGUCCUGGGGUCUCGGGGGUUUAGUUCUGGCAGACACUACUGGGAGGUAGAAGUGGGGAGGAAGCCUAAGUGGAUACUGGGCGUGUGUCACGAGGGUGUCGCCAGGAGCUGGCAAGACCAGCCGUCGGUUCUGGCUGGGUUCUGGGCAGUUGGGCGGUACAUGUGUAGUGGCUACGUCGCGUCCGGCCCCGGGAGAGUCCACCUGCUGCCUGCAGUAAGGCCCAGUAAGAUUGGCGUUUUUCUGGACUGUGAGUUGGGUGAGGUCUCCUUUUAUAAUAUGAAUGAUCGGUCUGUUCUCUAUACUUUUAAUGAUUCUUUCAGAGAAGCUGUUUGGCCUUAUUUCUAUACUGGAACAGAUUCAGAACCUCUUAAAAUCUGCCCAUUAUCAGAUUCUGAAAGAUAAAGAACCUGAUAAAUGAACCUGUUUCAGUUUUUAUGGGCAACUUUGCCAGUAAUUUAAAUUUUACCACUGAAAUCCAGAAUAGAUUUUUCUCCUUCAUUGUUAGCAACUGUAAAACAUGUUCAUAAUACCCCUUUCAUAGAUAUGAAUGUCAGGUGUCAAGUGAUUUGCAUUUUAAGAUAAAAUUUUUGUUGAGAAUUAUAUUAACAUGUCUGAUGAAAUUUUAAAAUUGCCAAUAAAUUGUUUCUUUUAUUUAGGUCCAUCCCCUAAAGCUGUACAAAUUGUUAUUUCAAUGGUGUGUUUACCAUGUACUUAACCUUUCUUUGUAGUGGAUUCUUCUAUUUACCUCCAUAUUUCCCAUUAUUAAAUUUCCUGUUAUUUAUUGCA